Molecule: messenger RNA, 742 nt
Organism: Dendrobium catenatum
Lineage: Eukaryota; Viridiplantae; Streptophyta; Magnoliopsida; Asparagales; Orchidaceae
Product: small RNA-binding protein 11, chloroplastic
Exons: 4
Coding region: 96-515 (139 amino acids)
Molecular function (GO): RNA binding
Source: RefSeq, a predicted model, not a curated record
AUUUAGCCAAAACCUUAGCAGCGGCGUGCCGCCGUGCCCCGCUCCGAAAUCCGUAGGUGCUCUUUUUGAGCUUUUUGGGGAUCGAACAGGAAAUCAUGGCGGUUGCUUUGCGGGGAGCAACCUUCUGCUGCGGUGCUCGAUAUCGGUGCGCACUCAUUGGAAGCUUGAACCCUUGUAUUCUUCCGUUCCAACACGUAUCCUCCCGGAGUAUCGCCUCCAAGCUAUUCGUCGGUGGGCUCUCAUUCUACACGUCCGAGGAUACGCUAACUGAGGCCUUCUCAAAAUUUGGCCAAGUGGUUGAAGCAAAAAUAGUUAUGGAUAGAGUCUCCGACAGACCAAAGGGGUUUGGAUUUGUAACAUUUGCAUCUGAAGAUGAUGCCCAGAAUGCUCUGGAGCGGAUGAAUGGAAAGGUGUUGAAUGGGAGGGUUAUAUUUGUGGACAUUGCCAAAGCCAAACCAACUUCUUAUGCUUUUCCCAUCUCAAGAGGUCCUCCUGAUCCACCAAGCAGCAAAUGAUUCCUAUAUACUUGUAACUAAAAUUUUUUCUAAUAUUCUCAGCAAAGUUUCUUUCGCAGUCAAUAUGAGAUGCUCCGGCUAUGCAUGAUUUUGGGAAGGUUGAUCUAUGCAGUUUUAUUUGCAUGUCUACACUUGACAGUAAUAGUGACCUAAUACUUAUUUCUAAAUUAAGGAUAUUAUAAGUAGCCAUGUCAUUUUUACAAUAAAAAAAAAACACUUUUCGGCAA